CCGGAAUCGUCGUUUUCGCCACCUGGGCAGGAUCGGACCACCUCGGCUCAGCGAGAGCCAUCCACGCCAAGCGUACCGGCCCCGCAAGCAUGGUUCUUCCAUGGCGGCCGGCCAACACACCCAAUAAACCAAGAAGCAGCGCGCCAAGCUGCAAGGUAGCCAGCACAUCGCACGACGCUUUCGCCACCGGACGAAGCGACAUUAUCACCAACCGCCGUUGCUGUACGGCACGAGUUGCGAUGGCGGCCGGCUACACUCACCACGAACACCAACCCGCUGGAGCGGAUUCCAGCAACUCUCGCCACGGAGACGUCACAUCGUCGUCCAAACACAAGCAGCGUUGUUCGGGUUACAGCGGUCAUCACGAGAACCGAAACGACCCAGCGAGCUGUCCUCGCACUCUACCGGUCACGGUGGAGCCUCACGCAUCUGCACGUCAGUCGAGUGGACUCCUGGCCUCGCACGGGGAACGAGCCGCCGGCGUGAGAUCCAGUCUUCACUCUUUAGAAGAGUCGCCAGUCGAGUGGACUCCUGGCCCAAGCUCGGGGGAAUCGAGCGCGUUCCUGGAGCAUCUGUAAAGAGGAACAAGGCCUCGCCGUGUGGGUUCGUGGAACCCCGCGGCUGGGACAUGAUUACAGGCAAGUACCCAUUGUGUUCCUCUCUUACCAGACCCUCAGUCGCCCAUUCUUUCCAGCAACAACCACACCAGCUGAAGAAUGCCGCCCGACAAUCCACCAGAUCGCCAGAACCGUCAAUCCAACCCAGCAGUUGUACGAGGAGCAUCUGUAGUCAGCAAAAAGCCUCGUCACGUGGGUCUGGGAGACAAACUGGACCCCGUGACUGAGACUUAACCCAAGUUAAGUACUCGCUUACCGUACCAGCAGCCCCUGCGCUCACCUCUUCUCGUUACAGUUUGCCACCACUUGGACAUCUACCGCCGGCUCGACGUCGGCCACUGGAAGCUGUAGCGGGAAAACAACGAAGAAGAUGCUUCAACCUGACUACCACAAGUGAUCGUCAUCUACUUGACCACCACAUGUCUCGUCCAUAUGUGUCGAUUCGCGGUUGCGUCCGUGAAAACCCUAAUUUCAUUGGCGGCCGGAAUGUUUAAUACUAUGUGUCUAGUUUUGUAAUGAAAUUUGAUGUUUUGCAACCCUGACAA
Culex quinquefasciatus (southern house mosquito) is the source of this 1162-nucleotide messenger RNA. RefSeq lists its product as uncharacterized. The record is from RefSeq and is a predicted model, not a curated record. NCBI's taxonomy places the organism in Eukaryota, Metazoa, Arthropoda, Insecta, Diptera, Culicidae. The transcript has 2 exons. The coding region runs from base 90 to 578 and encodes 162 amino acids.